Molecule: messenger RNA, 900 nt
Organism: Capsicum annuum
Lineage: Eukaryota; Viridiplantae; Streptophyta; Magnoliopsida; Solanales; Solanaceae
Product: mitochondrial import inner membrane translocase subunit TIM14-2
Exons: 3
Coding region: 137-475 (112 amino acids)
Biological process (GO): protein import into mitochondrial matrix
Cellular component (GO): PAM complex, Tim23 associated import motor
Molecular function (GO): ATPase activator activity
Source: RefSeq, a predicted model, not a curated record
UCUUUUACCUAAGAAACCCUAACAAGAAAACGUGGCACCUGUAAAAAAAUGAAAUCUUAUAAAUACUAUAAAAACCUCAUGUAUGGAUUUUCAUUUGGUCUAAAUCUCUUCUUCCUCAUAUUCAAAGCCCUUAGUAAUGGUCGCACCAUUGGUAGCAGGACUAGCUAUAGCUGGUGUUGCAUAUGCUUCAAGAUAUGGAGUCAAGGCAUGGCAAGCAUUCAAGGCCAGACCUCCUACUGCAAGAAUGCGCAAGUUUUAUGAAGGAGGUUUUCAGCCUAAAAUGAACAGGAGGGAAGCUGCUCUGAUUCUUGGAGUCAGGGAAAGCACUCAAGCAGAUAAAGUGAGGGAAGCACAUAGGAAGGUGAUGGUAGCUAACCAUCCUGACGCUGGAGGUAGUCACUAUCUUGCUUCUAAAAUAAACGAAGCCAAAGACACUUUGCUUGGACAGACGAAGAACAAUGGAUCCGCAUUCUAGGCUACAAGGAAUUUUUGCUGGUGCUUAGACAUACCAAAUCCCAGUCUUUAGGCAAUUAGUAGAAUUCUUCAACGAAAUGAUGUACAUUUAGUCCAAGAAGUUAACAUUUGUCACCGGGAUGAAUGUUUUGGAGAAUUUUAGCAUCGACUAUGGAGUUAACUUGGUACUUAAUGCAUUGAUGAAACGGGAGCAACAACUAGUACGUCAUGAUUUCAAUGCAAGUUUGAGAAGUUGAUAUGAAUUCUCCGUAUUCAUGACUUUUUGCUCCAUAUGUAUAUGUAACGGGGCUGAGUAAUUGCAAAAUGUUACUAAUAGAACCAGAAAUGUGUGUGCUUCCUAAAUCUGAAUCAUGUCUUUGAAGACAAAAUGGUUGCCAGCACCUAGUGAUCUUUGAAUUUAAUCAAAUUAAUGUGCAGUGUGUACUA